Brenthis ino (lesser marbled fritillary) is the source of this 561-nucleotide messenger RNA. The record is from the annotation of a GenBank genome assembly. NCBI's taxonomy places the organism in Eukaryota, Metazoa, Arthropoda, Insecta, Lepidoptera, Nymphalidae.
AUGUUCUCGUAUGAGGAAGCGAUUAAACAAUUUAAUAAAACUAUUCAGUACGAAGACAAUAGAUAUCACGUUAAAUGGCCUUGGGCCGAAUAUCCUCCUAAUUUACCUAAUAAUUUAGGCUUAGCUUAUGUUCGUCUAAGUAAUUUAUUGAAACGUUUAGAUAAUUUAACUAUAAAGUCAUAUGAUAAAGUCAUUCAAGAACAAUUACAGAAUGGUGUAAUAGAGAUAGUCAAAAACGCUUCCUUUUCACUGAGUCAUCCUGUGCACUAUCUACCACAUCAUUGUGUUUAUAAUCGAGAUAAACCCAAUAAGCUUCGUAUUGUAUAUGAUGCGUCAGCCAAAACAAUAGGAAAUCAAAGUUUGAACGAAUGCUUAUAUAAAGGUCCCUUAAUGCUAGAAGAUCUUACUGCGCUAUUGAUUAAAUUUAGAGAACAUGCGAUUGGCAUUAUAGCAGACGUUGAAAAAGCAUUUUUACAAUUAGGUCUUCAAGAACCAGAUAAAGACGUGACGCGCUUUCUUUGGCUGAAAAUAUCAAUGAUUCAGUUAACAAAGAAAAUAUAU